AUGGAUGGGUACCCGCCAGGCUGUUUGGAUCAUAAUGUUCCGUUCCUGGUUGCUUCGGGCCUGAACUCAGCUGAGCCAGGGCUUGACUUGCAAGGGGAAUUGAGCACCCAAGGGCAGUUGAUCAAGUCAGACCUGCCGCCACUCGAAGGUCGAGAAGCGCAGUUGUUGGAGACGUACUUUGAGGAAAUUGAUGCUAGGGGUACAUCUUGGGCAGUGGUCCCAAGGGACGAACCCUAUCGCUUUCGGAUCAAGACGGUGGGAAGGUCAUACCUUCUGCCGCCCCGGAAAACAAUAAUACCUGAUUCUGUCGGGCCUCCAGAUCCUAGUGCGACUAUUCACUCUCCGUUUUCUCCGCUGUCUCAUGUUUCCGCGCUAUACCCCGACGGCCUGAUCGAUUCGCAAUGGAUCAAGAAACACCAGCAUCUUGUUCCUAGCAUAUACGCCUGUUUCUACUGGCUAGCCAAUGACAACCGCCUCAAGUCGGACGUUAAUGAGAUCAAAGCUACGCUAGCUCGAUCUGGCUUCAAGACCAGAGUUGCGAUAAUCCUGUUUGGCAAUCAAGAUAGUGGCACGGCAGUUCUUACAGAAGAGGUUCAGGACCGAUUAGAGAGUAUUCGAAGAGGGACCGCGCUAGAUCCCAAGUCCAUAUUCUAUAUACCUACACAAGAGUCCCCCGUCGAGCUUAAACGAAAGAUUGAUAACAUUCUUGCUAUUCUGUAUUCAAAUGCCGUUGAAUAUUACAGGGAUCUCGGCCGGCAUGCAAGGAAGAAGAGAUCGCGUGGCAUUGCCCCGCAGCCGACGAUACCACCAACAUCCGGGACAUCGCAUACACUUUCGUUGCCUGAUUGGAACUUUCGAUAUGAUAUGAAGACCGCCAUUUUGGCAGAAUUUCGCCAGGAGUUGGACGCGGCGAUUCGAUCCUUUGAGCAGGCCUACGAAAUCUUACUAGGACAAGAUGUUUUUGACGUAAUUCCGAGUUGGAGCUCCCGGUGGAAUGAUGCUCGACAAUUGGCAGACAUCAUCUCGAUCCGGUGCCUGCGAAUACAUUUGUGGAUGGGACAUACAAGUCUAGCCGUCAGGAGAUGGCAAACGCACAGAGAUCGAAUCGGUGACCUUGUGGAUCGUAGAGGGCACGGAACAAAUACAUACGGCUGGCAGGCCUGGGAGGCCAGGUGGGCCAUGGUCAUGGCUAAUUUAAUAGAGAAAAUUGAGGUAUCUGGUUUGGUUCCGGCGUCGAUGACCAUAUUUCUACCACCUGAACGGGCGGUCUUGGGCGAGCGAUUACAACCAUGGGAGCUUCUACAUCAUACAGGCUACUGGUAUCGCAUGGCCGCACGGCAUCUUACUGCUCGACGCACCCUCGCUCACAUGAUGCUAGAUGAAGACAGAGAACCACCGGAAUCUACGUCAGCGAAAUCUGCGAAGAGCAGCUAUGACACUUAUAUGUGUCCUCCACCUUAUCAAGAAAACCCGCUGAGCGGAGAGGGCGGUGUCAGCCACGCUCAGCUGAUAAUAGACUGUCUUAUUGCCUCUCGCACUCAGUUUGAAGCUAGGGGCCAGCUGCGGAUUGCCGCAGAGCUGUCAUUAGAAUGUGCAAAGGAGAUGGCUACAUUGGGUUCUUGGGAAGAUGUUGUAGCGAUUUUGCAACCUGUGUGGGACAGCGGCUCAUACCGAGCUGAUAACUGGCUGGAUAUAUCUGAGGAUCUGUGUUGGUUAUUACGCCGGGCAGCCAAGGAAAUUGGCCGGGCUGAUCUCGUCGUUGCCACGGACUGGGAGCUGAUGAACAAGAACGAGAUAACAGUCGAAGAGAAGCCAUCGAUUCAACUUUCGGAUGCCUCAUCAUCGCACCUUAUUUCGUCAAGUUUCGUGUUCAGAAGCAAGGAGAACAAGGCAGGCGACCAGUGCCUAGCCCAAUUUACGUUGACUUCGAACGCCAUGGCAGAUUCUAUGCCGAUAUCGUUUUCUUCUGUAAAGAUUCUGUUUGAAGGCAGUUUGAAACCUAUUUUGCUCCAACACGGCUCAAGUGGGGAGGAGAGCUCUUUUAUUACCAAAGUGGCGCUGGAAGAACAGUUUUCCACUGAUGGACCGGGCGAUUUACCACUCAGCGGAAUUUGCGAUUUGACAUUAAAGCCCGGUGAAAAACGGGUGUUUGAAAUGGCAAUUCCGUUGAGAGAGUCGGGAGAGGCCGAGGCGUCUACAGUCGUCGCCACAUACGAGCAUAAAUCCUUUGACAUUCAGUAUACCAUGUCGUUCAGAGACACUGAUCAAGUAACUGGAUGGUAUAUCAAGACUUCAGACAGGCCACGCCAAUUGAGACCCGAUGCCAGGAUACUCCACAUCAAGCCACGACCACCCAAGCUUCUAGUUAGCCUGCCCGAAUCUUCGGGCCUAUAUUACACGAACGAAACGGUGGAACUUGGAGUGGAAUUGCGAAAUGAAGAGGAGGAACCGGCCCAUGUCAAACUGGACGUACAGUUGUAUGGGAAAUCAGUCCCGUCGUUGAAGCUACUGGUCGGAGAACAUGAGCGAAAUGGAGAAACGGGCGAGGAGGCAACCAAGGCGCUGGGAGUGCCUAUAGGCGUCAUUUCUAGCGGUGCAGCGGCCGAAUUAAAGCUGAUUAUUGAUCCUACAACGGCGCCUACAACGUACGAUCUUCACAUUCAAGCAACUUACCAUCUGGAGUCGGAUACUGCAACACCAAUUAUACAAGUCUUGUCUCUGUCUUUGGACCUGGUGGGGCCAUUCGAGGCGAACUACGAUUUGUUGCCACGACUGCGUCCAGAGCCAUGGCCCAGUCUGUUCGAUUACGAAGGAUUACACCUGGUCACAGAGAACGAGGCAGCAGCUCCGCCGGCAAAAGGAUUUGCGCAGCAGUGGUGUCUGGUAUGCCACUAUGCAUCCUUUGCCAUGGAAGAUUUGACGGUUUUGGGGGUGGAACUACAGGUUGUAUCUUGCACGGGAGGGGCUAGAUGUACGGUGACGCGGCGAACUGAAGUGGCAAGCGACGGCAUUACCAUAUCUCCCCAGACGAUACACGAAGCGCAGUUUGACCUCGUGGCACAAAAGUUCAGCCUCGACGAUCGACACCCCGUUACUCUGGAUCUGGCAUUUGUUAUCAAGUGGAAGAGAAAGACGGCCUCGGUGGAUAGCCAAACCAGUGCCACGACCAUGCCAGUGGGACAGUACCUCGUACUGGGGACGGAACCCAGAGUGUUGGCAUCGGCGCUGUACUCCAACCCUACGGCAUCAACUAAUCUGCUACAUUUGGACAUUACCAUUGAGAACCCAUCUAAUCACUUCCUCACGUUUGGGCUCAGCAUGGAGCCCAGCGACACGUUUGGGUUUUCUGGUGCAAAACAGACAACAAUCAACUUAUUACCAAUGUCACGAAGGACAGCAAGGUACAGACUUUUGCCAUUUGUUCAGGGUGACUAUAUUCGGCCGGGUCUUGUGGUGCGCGACAAGUAUUUCCAGAAGGUGCUGCGUAUUAUCCCCACCGAGGGCAUGAAGAUUGACAAAGACGGGCUGCUGGUAUGGGUACCUGGGGAUGGAAGCAAAGAUUCGGAAAGGGGAGCAAAAGAGACAUGA
This is a messenger RNA of Metarhizium acridum CQMa 102, 3588 nucleotides long. The record is from RefSeq and is a predicted model, not a curated record. Lineage: Eukaryota; Fungi; Ascomycota; Sordariomycetes; Hypocreales; Clavicipitaceae.